Coregonus sp. 'balchen' is the source of this 2888-nucleotide messenger RNA. NCBI's taxonomy places the organism in Eukaryota, Metazoa, Chordata, Actinopteri, Salmoniformes, Salmonidae. The record is from the annotation of a GenBank genome assembly.
AUGACUCUGCUGGCAGGAGAUGGCUCAGACUACGACUACAGCGCUCUGAGCUGUGCCUCCGAUGCCUCCCUCCUCCUCCCUCAACCCCCGCCCCUGUCAGAGCAGGAGGCCCUCAAGGGGGCUUUCUACAAACGGGCCCAGUUCCUUCCUGAGGACUCGGACCACCUCCUCACCAACACCACUUCGCCCUCCGCUACCCAUAAACUUCACGCCAUCAUCAACGUGGGCGGGCUGCGUUAUCAACUACCCUGGACCACCUUGGAGGACUUCCCUCUGUCCCGACUGGGCCAGCUGCGCCUCUGCAGCAGCUUCGACGAGAUCAUGCGCGUCUGCGAUGAUUACGAUGUUGCUCGAAACGAGUUCUUCUUUGACCGUUCGCCCUGUGCCUUCCGCACCAUCCUGACCUUCCUGCGGGCUGGGAAGCUGCGGUCCCUCAGGGAGAUGUGUGCCCUCUCCUUCAGGGAGGAGCUGCUCUACUGGGGGGUCCCUGAAGAGAACCUGGAGUGGUGCUGCCGUCGCCGCCUCAUCCAGCGGGUGGAUGAGUGUGACGAGUUGGAGCGGGCCGCCCAGGAGGACGAGGAGGAGGAGCUGAUGAUGGACACGGACAGCAGGCACCGUAGGGGUUCCACUGCCCUGGCUACGGAAACCCGGAUGGGACAUUGUAUGAACAAGCUGAGGGACAUGGUGGAGAGGCCCCACUCUGGCCUGCCAGGGAAGAUCUUUGCCUGUCUGUCGGUGCUGUUUGUCACCAUCACGGCUGUCAACCUGUCCAUCAGUACCUUGCCGGCCAUGAGAGAGGAGGAGGAGCAAGUAGGUGGACAUUGUGAGGACUAGGAGGCCUCAGUGCAGCACAACAGGUCAUACACUCCGUACACUUCCCAGACCCUUGAUAACAAAACCUGCACUUUGAAAUUGUAAAUAAUCUUUCUUGAAUAUCAGAGCUGUAAUGUAAAGCCCAAAGAGCAUUUGUAAAGUUAAAGUAAUAAUGGAUUACAUGCAUGGGCUAUAAUUUGCAAAGAAAACACAUCUGAAACAUGUGGAAAAGUAUUGUUCUAAUUUAAUAUACAUGCUCAAUUUCAUGGCUGACUUCAAUCACUGCAGUAAUUCACUUUUUCUGGCCUUGGUAGCCAGAAAACAUUUGAGUGACACACACACACCACUGCACUUCUCUGGUUUCAUUGUGAAUUCUAGGAGAGUACUUCCAGGUGGAGCAAAAUCAAUUAAUUUGUUUUUAGCCACAGUUAUCUGGCUGUAACCAUCAUGGAACAUAUUUUUUAACCCAGAAGUUAAUUCAUUACCCCAGAGGUGAUGGACUUUAGAUGGUGCUCCAAAGGCUGGUACCUGAGCAGUGCAUUCCAAAUUUGCAUCCCUGAUAGAUUCUAUUGUUAGACAGUUAGAAUCAAUUGAAGAGGAGUAUUUUGCUUUCUAAACAGUGUUCUGUCUGAGAACAAGCUUAUUGUACAUUCUGUGUAGACAUGAUACACUGGUAUAAGUAAUUUCCUACUCUGUGGGAGUGUUUCAUAAUAAUACUGCAUGCUUUCUUUUGAAAUAGAAUCAACUCAAAAGCCACUUUAUAUCAUACCGUAUGUGCUUUGAAUCGGUUAAACAAUUUAAUAUCUACAAUUGAAAAAACAUUUCUAAAAAACAACCUUCCAAAUAAUACAUAACCUUCGGGCUUGGAGAGCAUUAUUUCGUGUUAACUAAAUUCAAGAAUUUGUUUGUGUUUUUGUUUCAGUACAUAGUUUUAAAAAAUAUUUUAUGUAGCUGAAUAAAGCAACACGUACAAUCACAACACAUCACUCAGAACCGUCUGAGCAGAGAACAGAGAACAUAACAAAUAUUGGGAAUAAGCUGUGAAUAGAAAAUAUUUGGGCUGUUAUAAAUGGAGUCUGUGUUUAAUACCCUGCAGUCGACAGUUUGACAUUUGAGGAAUAGAAUUUGGGAUACCACAAUAACAUAACUUAGAUUUUAGGCAGCACCAUAGCUCCCUCUAGUGUCAAACUACUCUUGCAACCACAAAAAGUCAAGAACAAGUUCAGAACAUAAGCCUAUACACCAUGUAUAUGCUAGAUGUUUAUAUACAGGUGCUAACCAGUAUCUCUUGUGUCUUUUAGGGCAAGUGUUCCCAGAUGUGCUACAACAUCUUCAUUGUGGAGACAGUGUGUGUGGGCUGGUUCUCCCUAGAGUUCACCCUGCGCUUCAUCCAGGACAGAGACAAACUAGCCUUCCUGAGACGCCCUCUGAACCUCAUAGACGUGGUGGCAAUCCUGCCAUACUACAUCACCCUGGUAGUGGACAGCUACCAGGGGGAGAAGAAGCUGGGCUCGGGCAGCAGUUACCUGGAUAAGGUGGGUCUGGUGCUCCGGAUCCUCCGCGCCCUGAGGAUCCUAUAUGUGAUGCGGCUGGCCCGCCACUCCUUGGGCCUGCAGACUCUGGGGCUGACAGCGCGGCGCUGCACACGGGAGUUUGGGUUGCUCCUCCUCUUCCUCUGUGUGGCCAUUGCCCUCUUCUCCCCGCUGCUCUACCUCAUCGAGAACGAGAUGGCCGCCACCCACGAGUUCAGCAGUAUCCCCGCCACCUACUGGUGGGCUGUCAUUACCAUGACAACGGUGGGCUACGGGGACAUGGUUCCGAGGAGCAUCCCGGGUCAGGUGGUGGCGCUAAGCAGUAUCCUGAGCGGGAUUCUUCUCAUGGCAUUCCCAGUCACCUCCAUCUUUCAUACAUUCUCCCGGUCGUACGUGGAACUGAAGCAGGAGCAGCAGAGGCUACUGCAAAGACGAACACACUUCCUUUUACGCAGGAGGAUGGGUGGGCUGGGAAGUAACAUGUCGCUGGAGAGUGACUACCCCAACUGUGGCUCCUCUGAGACCAGGGACCAGGACGACUGA